CUCGUGCUCCACACGUGCACCAAGCUCCCUGAAACGACAGCGGAUCUGCUACUCCCAGACGGUGUCUCGUCUCACUGCGGGCGCUGAGAGAAAAGGAGAUCUGCAAAACGUAACGUUACCACCGAAUAGAAAAAAGAGAUGGCUUUGAUGGCAGUGUUGGAGUCAGAUCUUCGAGCGUUAUCGGCAGAAGCUCGCCGGCGAUAUCCUGCCGUCAAAGAUGCUGCAGAGCACGCUAUUUUGAAGUUAAGAUGUUUGUCGAGCCCGAGUGAGAUAGUACAUAACGAGGAUAUACUAAAGAUAUUUUUGAUGGCGUGUGAAGUUAGGACUGUGAAAAUGAGUGUGAUUGGACUUUCUUGUCUGCAAAAGCUCAUUUCUCACGAUGUAGUUGCUCCAUCAGCUUUAAAGGAGAUUCUCGACACCCUCAAAGAUCAUGGGGAAAUGGCUGAUGAGAGUCUUCAGCUUAAGACCUUGCAGACUAUCCUCAUAAUAUUUCAAUCUCGUUUACAACCUGAUAAUGAGGACUACACCGCUCAAGCACUUGUUAUCAUUCUUCGUCUUCUUGAAAACAAUAGAUCCUCUGAUAGCGUGCGAAAUACUGCUGCAGCAACUUUUAGGCAAGCCGUAGCAUUGAUAUUUGAUCGCGUGGUUUCUGCUGAGUCACUUCCACCAGGAAAAUUUGGUUCUGGAGUGUACAUUUCUCGUAGCAGUUCAGUUAGUAGUGAUGUUAAUCGCAAUAUAAAUCAGCUAGAGUUGUUGGAGCAGGAGUUUUCUUCUGGAGGUCCAUCGCUAAUGAGGGAUACCCUAACUAAAUCUGGAAAGCUUGCACUUCGGUUGCUUGAGGACCUGACAGCUCUUGCUGCAGGUGGAUCUGCUGUCUGGCUACGUGUCAGUUCCAUUCAACGGACAUUUGCACUUGAUCUACUUGAGUUUAUUUUGUCCAAUUAUGUGGUGGUGUUCAGAGCGUUGGUUCCUUAUGAAGAGGUUCUUCGUCGCCAGAUAUGCUCACUGCUAAUGACAUCACUUCGUACUGAUACUGAGCCUGAAGGAGAAUCCGGAGAACCUUAUUUUCGGCGUCUGGUGUUGCGUUCAGUAGCCAACAUAAUCAGGCUAUACAGUUCUUCACUUAUCACUGAAUCUGAGGUAUUUCUCAGCAUGUUGGUGAGGGUUAUAUCUCUAGACUUACCGUUGUGGCAUCGCAUUCUUGUUCUUGAAAUCUUAAGGGGCUUCUGUGUGGAAGCACGCACAAUGCAAGUUCUUUUCCUUAAUUUUGACAUGCAUCCAAAAAACACAAAUGUGGUUGAGGGUAUGGUAAAGGCUCUUGCUCGUGUUGUUUCUAGUAUCCAGUUUCAAGACACAUGUGAGGAGAGUCUUGCGGCUGUAGCUGGAAUGUUCAGUAGUAAAGCAAAAGGGAUUGAGUGGAGCUUAGAUAGCGACGCAUCCAAUGCUGCUGUUUUAGUUGCAAGUGAAGCACAUGCAAUAACUUUAGCAAUUGAGGGCCUACUAGGAGUCGUUUUCACUGUGGCUACUUUAACAGAUGAGGCAGUUGACGUGGGUGAGCUUGACUCUCCAAGAUGUGAAUCUGAUCCACCAGCAAAACUCACUGGGAGAACUGCACUUCUUUGUGUAUCAAUGGUUGAUUCUCUGUGGUUGACCAUUCUUGAUGCUUUGUCAUUCAUCUUGGCAAAGUCUCAGGGAGAGGCUAUUAUUUUGGAAAUACUGAAAGGCUAUCAAGCAUUUACUCAGGCCUGUGGAAUUCUUCAUGCUGUAGAGCCUUUAAAUUCUUUCCUUGCAUCCCUUUGCAAAUUCACAAUUGGCAUACCUGUUGAAGUUGAGAAGAGGAGGUAAAUUCCAAUGCAAACU
This is a messenger RNA of Nicotiana tabacum (common tobacco), 1860 nucleotides long. The record is from RefSeq and is a predicted model, not a curated record. Lineage: Eukaryota; Viridiplantae; Streptophyta; Magnoliopsida; Solanales; Solanaceae.